Molecule: messenger RNA, 1509 nt
Organism: Salvia splendens (bonfire salvia)
Lineage: Eukaryota; Viridiplantae; Streptophyta; Magnoliopsida; Lamiales; Lamiaceae
Exons: 3
Coding region: 1-1509 (502 amino acids)
Molecular function (GO): catalytic activity
Source: RefSeq, a predicted model, not a curated record
AUGACGAGCCAGUUCCUAGUGUGGAACGCGCAGGGUGUAGCAAAUGUCCGCACUAAGAAACAUCUCAGAUAUCUGAUUCGAGAACACAAGAUUUUGUUUGCAGCAGUGAUUGAACCACAGAGGACACCGCCAGCUUUAGGGAGGAACUUCCAGGGCCUUCGAUUUGCGGGAUCCAAUGAGAGUGGUCACAUUUGGAUUCUUGCCCAUGAGGAUUGGACAGUGGAAGUGGUUGAUGACUCGAGGCAGGCCUUACACGUUAAGGUCUCUGCCGCAGUCUUCCCUUUCCCGAUCUACACCACCAUAGUCUAUGGGCGACAUACGAGAGAAACGAGACAGACACUUUGGGAAAAGUUGGGAGACAUCUCGCUGGCUGUGGAUGGAAGGCCAUGGCUAGUGGGAGGAGAUUUCAACAUGUUCCUGACUAAUGAAGAGAGACAGGGGAGUGAUACAGACAGACAUAGAGACAUGAUGGAGUUUGCCGACGCUAUUGCCGAGUGCCAGCUGAUUGACCCAGGUUUUGACGGACCGAUCUUCACAUGGCACAGAGGAUGGCUUUGGGAGAGGUUGGACCGCAUCCUGAUUGGAGAACAUUGGACAUCAGUUUUUGCCACGACCAGAGUGACGCAUUUGACAAGAUUCAGCUCUGAUCAUGCACCACUUUUGGUGAGGUGUCGUUUUCUGUCCAAACCGCGAGACCAGCCUUCAGAUUUCAGAAUAUGUGGGAUCAAGAAGUCAUUAAAGGUAUGGAACAAAGAGGUGUUUGGCAACAUCCUCCAGAACCUAAAGGAUGCAGAACAAUCAGUUCUUGAAGCACAGACCCUUUACGAUAGUGACCCGACACCAGCACAUAGAGCUGAAUUCAGCAGAGUGUCUGCAGAGCUCAUCGUCACGGCCAAGAUGGAGGAGGAAUUUUGGAGGCAAAAGACGGCCAUUAAAUGGGCUACUGGUGGAGAAAGAACUCCAAAUUCUUCCAUGGCUGGGAUGGAGUCUCGCCUUGUUGCAGCCAACCGACGCAUCGACAACAUGCUUCCUCCCGAGCUGCCUGAACCUGCGCAGCCCUACGGCUCCCAAAUUUUUGGGUUUGGGGACCUCGUUCAGCACCUUCCUCCAUCAGGAAGUAGCAAGGCUUCGCCGGGGCCGUCGGGUUUAGUCCCCUACGACUCAUUGGCUCCGCCGCAGCAGUCGAGUAAAACACCACCACCCUUUGAGCACUACUUCCACAAUCUGUCGACGCCGUCAAAAGACUACCACCAGCAACUUCCUCCUCCAAAAACCUAUCAGCCGCCCCCACCGUCAGCUUUGAUUCCUGAUUGUGAUCGAGUUGAGGAAGGCUUUGCUGAUUCUGCCAAGAAGAUUCCUGUUUCUUUUGUUGUUUUUGGUGGAGUCGAAAAUGUUGAGAAGAUAGAGAAGGCCAGUCCGGAUUCCGCAUGCAAAGAGAAACUGGUUCACGGUUGCAUCGAGAUUCAGUGCGCGCGACAAUUGAAUGCUUCUCGAUUCAAGAUUCCCUAA